CGGUCAGUUCUCAGUAGCUGAUUCGCUCGCUACAGGGUGUGUUCGUCAGUGUGCUCGGCGCGGGUGAAUCGAAUCAAUAGUGGAACCCUUCUUGUGCGUAUCUCAUAUCUCGUCGGAAUUGAACAGUUUGUGAAUCCUCAACAUGUGACACAUUCUGGAUAAUUUACCGUCUGGGCAUGUCUGCCGACAGUCUGGUGCCGGUGGACCGGGGCGUAGAGUCGUCUCCUCCCCCCCUGCCAGGGGCUCCGGGGGUGGUGCCUACGUACCCUCAGCGCUGCCAUGCCAUCGACUACAACUACGACCUCAUCCCUGCCGUCAUCUGUGCCAUGUACAUCGUCUUUGGCAUCGUCUACAGCCUCUUUGGUUACCGAUGCUUCAAGGCUGUGAUGUUCCUAACAGGGUUCAUCUUCGGCUCAGUGAUCAUCUACAUGAUCUGCAUACAGGACAAACUCUUGCCCCCUUACGCUAAUGCAGGCAUGGCGCUGAGUGCGGGUCUACUACUAGGCCUGAUCACAAUGCUCGUCCAGUACGUCGGACUGUUCAUGACUGGGUUCCACACAGGGUUGUUUGUAGCCAUUGCAUCUCUAGUGACCACAGAGCAAGUGUCUCACCCCCCCACCCUCCUCACCACGGCUGGCACCAUGCUGGGCUGUGGUGUGCUGUUUGCCGUCCUCAACCUGCAGUGGCCCAAAGCAUUCACAGUGCUGGGCACCAGUGUCUACGGUGGAGCCAUUCUCUCAGGAGCCUUGGACUACUUCAUAGAGAAGCUGAUGAUGGUGCGGUGGGUCUGGGACCGCAUCACUCUACGCCAGUCUCCUGCCCAGCCAUGCUGGUUCAGCUGGGCAGUGCUAGGCCUUUGGCCGAGUGUGGUCGUGUUCGGACUCAUCGUCCAGUUCGCAAUCACUGGACGUGGUAUUCACCAUCAACAGCUAUUGCCUGUGAAGCAUCCCAAUCGCCACGGCAACGUCCCUAAGCCGCGUACGCGAGAACAGAGGGCGGAGCUACGACAGAAGAAGUACCGAUACUUGUAUCAAGUACGGACUGCUCAUGGCGAUGUCAUAAGUCAGAAUUACGUCCAGGCUUUGCAGCGUAAGGUGAUCGGCGGCGGCGGAGGAGUGGGGGAAAGCUCUACAUUACAGUCCGACGCAACACAUCUGACGAUCCUGCCCGACGCAACGACUGCGCACUUCGACGACGAUAUACAGCUCGACCCGAGACUCCAUUAUCGAUAGUACGGCCGUUAGCAACGCCCUCUGAUGGUGAACUAUCCACGUCCACAGCGAAACCGAGAGCUUCAGUUAACAUGUUAGGCAGCCUGAAUAUUAAGGGAUAUUUAGCUUAAAUAUAUUGUGUAAAACAGAUUAUACAGAAAUUAUUGCAAAAUUGUAUUGGAGGGAUGGAUUGAUACAUUUGUUUACCAUAAGGGUGAAUUUAUGUCACUGCUACACCAUAAUCUUUUACAUGCUUUAGCAAAGCAAUUUUAAACGAGAACUAACUAUAAGUACUUCUGGUAUGGUAUUAUAAUCUUCAGACUUGCUUUGUAUUUUGGUAAAUCAUUAAAAUAACUGUAAAGUUUGUUUACAGAAAUGUGAAAUUCAUAAAACGCAAAAGAUGAUAUGUUUCUAAAAAAAUUGUAAAUUAUUACAACGCAGAAAUUUUUCACCAUUAUAUCUAGCAGGAUCUUAAUUAUACAUGAUGUGUAUUAUAUAUUCCCAUGGUUUAUUGUGAUAUAUCGGACAGUGUACUGUGUUGAUUUUGUUUGAUGUACAUAAAAUGUGUCCAUUUGUUAGGUUAGUUUUGUAUUAUGUAAAUUAUUAUCAAAUCAUUUAUGCUUUGCUGUAACUCGUGCUUUGUAUAGAUAUAAAAAUUAUCAUAUUUAAAGAGAGUAAUUUCAGUUAUAAAUAUUAUGGAACUGAAUAAACAGGAAAAAUUGAUUAAAAUUCAUACAAGUUUUUAACAUUUUAUUAGUAGAAGUCAGACAAAUGGUCUUUGAAAAAUAUAAUAAAAAAAUAGAAAAAAGAAAAAUAGUAAGUUAACAUCACUUUUGGGGAAAUCUGUAGCAUAAUGAACAAAUCACUACAAAUUGUAAUUUCUAACACAAAUACACGGGUUUGAUAAAACUUUUAUUGUAGCAUGCAUAUUUUUGGCUGUGUUAGUAUUAUUGUAAAUUACCUUUGAACUUAGUAAUGUUAGAAGCAGGUUAGUGAAUACAUAAUGUUAAGCUCACUUCGAGUUAUUCUGUUGUGAAUAACUAUCUCAAUUUUGUAUUAGUUGCAGGCCAUGUCAAAUCUUGUAUUUAUUGUACAAAGCUGAACUGUAUAAAAAGAAGUAGUUGUAAAUCCUAGAAUGAUUUUUCUGUUCUUAAGUGAAAAGCUCCUAUACAGAAAGCCUACUGUGUGAUUAAAUAGGGUUUGUAGAGACAGACAUGUCUACAAAUAGUAAAAACAAAACAAGAUUUAAUUUCCUAUUGAAAUAGAGCUAAACAACAUCCUAUUAGUUUUAAAUUGUGACAACUUGUAUAAUUUUAAGUGUUGAUUUUAUGUAUGAAAUUAGUUUUAAGCAAAGGACUUGUGUUAUUAAAACGUUUUGUUUGCACAAAUUAAACAUAUUUUUUUAUUUGUGAAGAAAAAGCACACACAACUCAUUGCGUAUUGAUCAUAAUUUUGUAGAUUUGUACAUUUUGAAAGGUGCUCUAUUGAUGUGAUUUCUAUGGCCAAUGUUAUUGCAUUUUUUCAUUAAAUUAUAUAU
Macrosteles quadrilineatus (aster leafhopper) is the source of this 2748-nucleotide messenger RNA. Its product is annotated as transmembrane protein 198-like. The coding region runs from base 177 to 1232 and encodes 351 amino acids. The record is from RefSeq and is a predicted model, not a curated record. NCBI's taxonomy places the organism in Eukaryota, Metazoa, Arthropoda, Insecta, Hemiptera, Cicadellidae. The transcript is spliced from 7 exons. Gene Ontology annotation, cellular component: plasma membrane.